This is a messenger RNA of Heterocephalus glaber (naked mole-rat), 3165 nucleotides long. It is a transcript of the gene Slc34a2, whose product is annotated as solute carrier family 34 member 2. The record is from RefSeq and is a predicted model, not a curated record. Gene Ontology annotation, biological process: intracellular phosphate ion homeostasis; sodium-dependent phosphate transport. Gene Ontology annotation, molecular function: sodium:phosphate symporter activity. Gene Ontology annotation, cellular component: apical plasma membrane; brush border; vesicle. Lineage: Eukaryota; Metazoa; Chordata; Mammalia; Rodentia; Bathyergidae.
GCCGCCCGCCUUCCCUGGCGCAGCGAGCGAGCGAGGUCACCAUGCGCGCCGCACGCCUGCAGGUAGGCAGUGCCCCUGCGGCGGCAGCAGGCGGUCCUGGAAUGUGCGAGGGGCGUGAUGACAGCGCCGGGGCCGGUCGCUUUGCGCAACACCUUCCUUAUAUAUAGCCGGGCAGCCGCGGCGUGCUACCUGGUGCCGCCUUGGGUCCCUUACCUGCGGAGACCAUGGCUCCUUGGCCUAAGUUGGAAAAUGCCCAGCCUAACCCUGAGAAAUUCACUGAAGGGGGCACAAGUCAGCAGCCCAGCACAGAUGCCAAAGGCAAAGACACGGACCAAAAUGCCAGUGGGACUUCAGUGGCCAAGAUUGAGCUAUUGCCCUCCUACUCCACCGUGGCACUGAUAGAGGAGCCCCCCACAGUGGAAGACCCCUGGGACCUGCCUGAGCUCCAGGACACUGGCAUCAAGUGGUCAGAGAGAGACACCAAGGGGAAGAUUCUCUGCAUCUUCAAGGGGAUUGGGAAGCUCAUCUUGCUCCUGGGAUUCCUCUACUUUUUCGUGUGCUCCCUGGAUGUCCUCAGCAGUGCCUUCCAGCUGGUUGGAGGAAAGAUGGCUGGGCAGUUUUUCAGCAACAACUCUAUUUUGUCCAACCCCGUGGCGGGGCUGAUGAUCGGCGUGCUGGUGACCGUCAUGGUGCAGAGCUCCAGCACCUCCUCGUCCAUCGUCGUGAGCAUGGUGGCCUCCUCAUUGCUGACCGUGCGGGCUGCCGUGCCUAUCAUCAUGGGGGCCAACAUCGGGACCUCCAUCACCAACACCAUUGUGGCGCUCAUGCAGGCGGGGGACCGGAAUGAAUUCAGAAGAGCUUUUGCAGGGGCCACUGUCCAUGACUUCUUCAACUGGCUGUCGGUCUUGGUGCUACUGCCCUUGGAGGCCAUCACCCACUACCUGGAGAGGCUGACCGGGCUCAUGGUGAAAACCUUGAACUUCCAGAACGGAGAAGAUGCCCCAGCCCUUCUGAAAGUCAUCACAGACCCCUUCACAAAGCUCAUUGUCCAGCUGGACAAAAAACUUAUCAACCAGAUUGCAAUGAGUGACCCAGAAGCCCAAAACAAGAGCCUGAUCAAGAUUUGGUGCAAGUCCAUUACCUAUGUGACACAGCAAAAUGUCACUGUCCCCUCAUCUGAGAACUGCACCUCCUCUUCAUUCUGUUGGACGGAUGGUGCCUUGACCUGGACCUUGCAGAAUGUGACCCAGCAGGAGAACAUUGCUAAGUGCAAGCAUAUCUUUGUGAAUGCCCAGCUCCCAGACCUUGCUGUGGGCAUCAUUCUGCUCAUCAUCUCCCUGCUGGUCCUCUGCGGCUGUCUGAUCAUGAUCGUCAAGCUCCUGGGCUCUGUGCUCAAGGGCCAGGUGGCUACCAUCAUCAAGAAGACCAUCAACACCGACUUCCCCUUCCCCUUUUCCUGGGUGACUGGUUACCUGGCCAUCCUUGUGGGGGCCGGCAUGACCUUCAUCGUGCAGAGCAGCUCCGUGUUCACGUCUGCCUUGACCCCGCUGAUUGGUAUCGGCGUGAUAACCAUCGAGAGGGCAUAUCCACUCACGCUGGGAUCCAACAUCGGCACCACCACCACCGCCAUCAUGGCUGCCUUGGCCAGCCCAGGCAACACCUUGAUGAGCUCACUCCAGAUCGCCCUGUGCCACUUUUUCUUCAACAUAUCUGGCAUCUUGCUGUGGUACCCGAUCCCAUUUACCCGCCUGCCCAUCCGCCUUGCCAAGGGCCUGGGCAACAUCUCCUCAAAGUACCGCUGGUUCGCCAUCGUCUACCUCAUCUUCUUAUUCUUCCUGACCCCGCUGGCGGUGUUUGGCCUCUCGCUGGCCGGCUGGCCGGUGCUGGUGGGUGUAGGGGUGCCCAUCGCUUUGCUGCUGCUCCUGGUGCUGUGCCUGCGGCUGCUGCAGUCCCGCUGCCCGGGAGUCCUGCCUCAGAAGCUGCGCUCCUGGAGCUUCCUGCCCUCGUGGCUGCACUCGCUGGAGCCCUGGGACCGUGUCAUCUCCCUGCUCACCAGCUGCUGCCAGCGGCGCUGCUGCUGCUGCUGCCGCAUGUGCUGCCGCGUGUGCUGCCUCAUGUGUGGCUGCACCAAGUGCUGCCACUGCAGCAAAUGCUGUGAGGACCUGGAGGAGAAGGAGGAGCCAGAGGUUCCCAUCAAGGGGCCCGAGGUCUUCAGCAUAGCCAUGAGCCAGGAUGUCCGGGGUGAGGGCAAGGCCCACCCCGAUGCCCUGGAUACAAAGAGCACCUUCACCAUCACAGCCUUCUAGCGGCAGCCUGAGGCUGUGGACCCCGGGGUCCAGGGCUCCACCCUUCUGCUUCUGCAGCCUUCCACUGCCUCAUAGCAAUGUGUUCCCUGUCAGGAAACAGUCACAUGUGUGUCCCAGCUCUUCCCCUGACAGGGCCACACAGGGAGAGUUAGAGUGUGACCCGGCCACUCGCAUGCACAGCUGCAAUAGCACCAGUUUCUAGGCCCCCCAGCCCAGCCUUCCAAUUGGGGAGUCCCGCGGAGCGAUCGGGGAAGGCUUCCAGUGAGGCAUCUGUCGGAAGUGUGGGCCCCUGCACAUCCCAGAUGCCUUCCCUGCGUCGUCCAGAGCCCCUGUUCUGCUCAUACCUCGGCUCCCACCCUCAACUCCUCCCCGGCAAGGGAACUUCAGCCUUAUCUAGGAAACCGGCGGAUGCAGCUGUGCCCCAAGACCCUGUCCCCCCAGCAUCCUCUCCAUCCUACCAGGUUGGGGCACCAAACCGAACCCUCCCUGACCCCCCCAUGUAGAUACCAACCCCCAAACAGCUAUUUAUAGUCAUGCACCUGUACAGCAUUUUUCAUAAGUUAUGUGGUGAAUAGUCUGGUUUUGUUUUUUAGUGUCUCAUUUGGAAAUGAGGCAGGGCUCUUCUAUGAAAUGUAAAGACACAAUGAGGACCUUUGUAUAUUUUGGGAUGUGGCCUUUUAAGCACACCUCCAGGCCAUGCCACCCCACUCAGUGUACAUAUGUAAGUAAAACCCGGGCAGUGGCUGUGGCCAUCUUUGCACUCUUGAUUUUUUUAAAACUAGGAUCCUUGUACCUGCAUUGAUUGUAUUUUUUUUUAUACCGGUUGUGGGAAAUAAAAGGGAUAAUCAAAUCCAAAGGA